UCCGUUCUUUCUAUAUACAGUACCACGUCCUAAAGGUCUGAAAUCUAUAGAAAGUAGGGCCUAUUCAUCGUUAAUUUAUAGAUAGGGGCCUAUAAUUGGCAUGGUAAUCGGCAGUGACGCAGGACAGGUGCGGUACAGUACCGUAUUUUUGCCAUGCAUGGAGUAUUGACCCAUGCUGAGCCGAGCUCUUUCAGAUUUUUGGAUUCCCAUUGUAGAAUGGUAGAACCCAUUCAAAGGAAUCUCUUUUGGCUAUUCUUUACCGCUGUCGUCAAUAAAAGAAUCCUUUAAGUUGCAAAUCCAGAUAAGUAGUUAUAUUGUAACAGUUUUAAUAGGCCAGGUGUCAAAACCUGUAGGCCUAGGUUUCCUCUGUCAGAACGACGAAAUACUGUAAUCGACUAUGGGGAGCUGUGCGGCAGUUCACUACAAAGUAGCUAUUGUCCUUACUGGUGUAGUCACUCUUGUCAUGCUUAUUAUUAUGUGUAUUGUAUAUGUACACCCGUAUAACAAAACUAAGGACUUUGAGGAGGGUGAGUGUACCGUAUUGUCGCACUACAUCAAAAUACUGUAUGAUAAAGAAUGCAAUUGUUAUCAGGUGGACGAUUCCUCAUAUUCUUCGACCACUUAUUGCGACUACGGUGAUUUUGAGUGCCUCAAAAUAUUUGUGUCAUUUUUUGAUAACCAGAGGAACAGAACAGCAUUGUUGUAUGAAAGUGACAAGUCAUUUGCUAGUGACAGCGAGUGUAGUUAUCCGGUGUGCGACACCUACGACCCAGAUUAUAUUUAUACAGCGACUGGUAAAUAUAAGGAAGAUCAGGACUAUCUUAACUUUCGUGACAAAUACACAGAGACUGGGGCUAGCUUCUAUUGUCACUAUCACCCGGUGAAGGCAGAAGCAAUAAUACAACGUCUGGUAACCAAAAAACAAGCAAUUUCAAGCACGUUGGGGACAUUAUGUGCAGGGGCGAUUCUGAUGGCGCUAAUCGCACUGGCUUGUGUGAUAUGGAGAAGAAAUUGAUUGGAAUACUGUUAGUUACUAUUGCCGUCUUGAUUCCAUAAAAUCACUACACACGCCAUCGACAACAGUGGACAGUACGCAGUGUUACGACUGCACUGAAAACAAUGUGAGUAUAGCGAUUGAAUGGAAGGCAGACAAACGGGGGCCUGUAGUGGAGCUGCCGUAUAGCUUGAUGGAAAAGUCGUCUUUCCCAGGUCUGUAGGAUGCAGUCCUAUUAUUUCCUGAACACCUUAUUUCCUCACCACCAAAACUCAUGAGCAUUUUUAUGAUACUUUGUUUAUAGCUCAGUGAAAAAUUUGAACAUCAAUCGUUGUAGAAAGGGCAGUAGGCCUAAUUUCAUGAAAUAUUAGGUGUUCAUUCGCACGUUAUAAUUGUAAUGAAAUUGAAUUACUUAUAUUGUAUGGAUGGCGAACUCAGGGAUGAAUUUUGGCUGUAGGCCUAUAUAAGAUGACUUAUUUUAGAAAAACCACGUUAAUGGGGCAAACUUAAGGUUCGCUAGUGAUAACAUUCGAAUACACUCUACCAGUCUAGUCAUAAAAAAGCAAUGUGAUACAAAGGUUUUGCUAAUCAUAAUGAGAAAAUGGGUCUCCUAAUCAUAUGUAAGAAUGGGGAGCCCACAAUCCCUCGAGGACAAAAAAACCCCUAUGUAAUAAUUACUGAUUAUGACUGUAGAUUAAAAAAUUCAUGAGAUUCUGAGGGCGUCAGUCCCUGGACCCAUUUCGGGGGGGGGGGGCCUCCUAGCCCCUCCCACUUAUUUCCCCUUCAUGACUAGCGAACCUUUUUCGUAUAUUAUACUAGCUAGUGAACUUAAAGUUUAUUUAUGAAAGCGAAUCUAUUUGUUACGAUGAGUAACGCUUAUGUAAGAUAGCCUUAUGUAACACUAUUACCGGUACAUCAGAACAAAAACACACAGUACUUCUAAGAAAUACAAUUUUUGAGCAUGAUGUAGUUCACUGCGUAGACGACAGCUCACGUUCAGUAAUUUUUUAUAUAGUCAAGUACUGUCUGUGUUUUUUUUACUGAUUUAAUCCUUAUGUCUAGUUAACUUUGUUUAAAAAUUAUUGAUAUUAACCUUAUAAAUAAUUGCCUUUGUGAGCCCUCUUUGGGCCCAAUCUAUUUUGAAUUCUUGGGUCCGCCACUGAAAAGCGAACAUUAUGAAUAGCGGAUUAACAUUUACAUGAUCCAAAAACUCACUGGAGUCAUAGUAUAGAGCCAAUGCGUUUUGAUAGAUAUACCUUAGAUUACUAAAAUGAGACUGACGCGUAGGCUUACUACUAACCAAGUGUUAUAUUAUUUGUGUAAAAACUAAUAUGAGUGUUGAGUGUCUUAUUUUUAUAUAAAGCCUAUUCGUAUAAUAUAUCUGUUUUGCAAUAAAAUUACAUAGUAAAGAA
Messenger RNA from Anneissia japonica, 2406 nucleotides. RefSeq lists its product as uncharacterized. Gene Ontology annotation, cellular component: voltage-gated potassium channel complex; membrane. NCBI's taxonomy places the organism in Eukaryota, Metazoa, Echinodermata, Crinoidea, Comatulida, Comatulidae. Bases 398 to 1015 code for a protein of 205 amino acids. The record is from RefSeq and is a predicted model, not a curated record. The transcript has 2 exons. Gene Ontology annotation, molecular function: calcium-activated potassium channel activity; potassium channel regulator activity. Gene Ontology annotation, biological process: detection of calcium ion; potassium ion transport.